Molecule: messenger RNA, 1459 nt
Organism: Macaca mulatta (Rhesus monkey)
Lineage: Eukaryota; Metazoa; Chordata; Mammalia; Primates; Cercopithecidae
Gene: NHERF2
Product: NHERF family PDZ scaffold protein 2
Biological process (GO): protein localization to plasma membrane
Cellular component (GO): apical plasma membrane
Molecular function (GO): protein-membrane adaptor activity; signaling receptor binding
Source: RefSeq, a predicted model, not a curated record
CGAGCCGGAGCCCGAGGCGACGGGAGCCGAACGGGAGCCGCCGAAGCCACCGCCGGGUGCCCAGCGCCGCCGCCGCCCCCGAACUGCCCCGCGCCCCUGCCCGCGGGCGGCUGGUGGGCAGCGGGCGCCAUGGCCGCUCCGGAGCCGCUGCGGCCGCGCCUGUGCCGCCUGGUGCGCGGAGAGCAGGGCUACGGCUUCCACCUGCACGGCGAGAAGGGCCGCCGCGGGCAGUUCAUCCGGCGCGUGGAACCCGGUUCCCCCGCCGAGGCCGCGGCGCUGCGCGCUGGGGACCGCCUGGUCGAGGUCAACGGCGUCAACGUGGAGGGCGAGACGCACCACCAGGUGGUGCAGAGGAUCAAGGCUGUGGAGGGGCAGACCCGGUUGCUGGUGGUGGACCAGGAGACAGAUGAGGAGCUCCGCCGGCGGCAGCUGACCUGCACUGAGGAGAUGGCCCAGCGAGGGCUCCCGCCCGCCCACGACCCCUGGGAGCCAAAGCCAGACUGGGCACACAUGGGUGGCCGCAGCUCCGACGCUGGCAAGAAGGAUGUCAGUGGGCCCCUGAGGGAGCUGCGCCCUCGGCUCUGCCACCUGCAAAAGGGACCUCAGGGCUAUGGGUUCAACCUGCAUAGUGACAAGUCCCGGCCCGGCCAGUACAUCCGCUCGGUGGACCUGGGCUCACCUGCUGCCCGCUCUGGCCUCCGCGCCCAGGACCGGCUUAUUGAGGUGAACGGGCAGAAUGUGGAGGGGCUGCGCCACGCUGAGGUGGUGGCCAGCAUCAAGGCACGGGAGGAUGAGGCCCGGCUGCUGGUGGUGGACCCCGAGACAGAUGAGCACUUCAAGCGGCUUCGGGUCACACCCACCGAGGAGCAUGUGGAAGGUCCUCUGCCAUCACCCGUGACCAACGGAACCAGCCCUGUCCAGCUCAAUGGUGGCUCUGCGUGCUCGUCCCGAAGUGACCUUCCUGGUUCUGACAAGGACACUGAGGAUGGCAGUGCCUGGAAGCGAGACCCCUUCCAGGAGAGCGGCCUCCACCUGAGCCCCACGGCGGCCGAGGCCAAGGAGAAGGCUCGAGCCACGCGAGUCAACAAGCGCGCGCCGCAGAUGGACUGGAACAGGAAGCGCGAAAUCUUCAGCAACUUCUGAGCCCCUUCCUGCCUGUCUCGGGGCCCUGGGACCCCUCCUGCACGGACCUUGGGCCUCAGCCUGCCCCGAGCUCCCCAAGCCUCAGUGGACUGGAGGGUGGUCCUGCCACUGCCCAGAAAUCAGCCCCAGCCCCCAUGAGCCCCCGUCCUGCCCUUGCCUGCCAGGUACUGGGGGCCUGUGGCAGCAAGAUGUGGGGAGAGAGACCCAGAGAUGUGAGAGAGAGGCAGAGACAGACACACAGAGAGAGAGAGAGAGCGAGAGAGCGAGAGAGAGAGCGAGCGAGAGAGAGAGAGAGAGAGAGCGAGCGAGCGACAGA